GAUAACGCGAUGCCACGGCGACCUGCGCACGCGCACCGCGUAACGCUCCGCAGCUUUAAGCUCGCGCGGACAUUGUAAAAAAAUACUCUGCUCGUAUAGUGAUGGAAUGGAUAUUUUUAUGGACCAGUGUUCAAUGAUAGUAACUAGAAGGGAUCGACUAUUUUGAAUUGUGUGUUUUUUUCUUGGGUUUCAUUAACAACUUUGGUUAAGUGCUUGUACGAAAGUGAAAACGAUAAGCUGUGCUGUAAUUAAAACGAAUAUAAACAAAGUUAAUGGAUACUUUUUAUACUGAACAAUAAAUUUAUAAAUUGAAUUGUGAGAAUCUAAAAACUUAUAACGUAAUUAAAACCGUUGGGAUCAGCCAAAAUUAUUCUUCUCUUCCAUUACCACUGUGUAAGAAAAACGCCGCCAAGCUGUCUACCGCAAAUGAGAUUAUACCCAACUACCACAUCCAAGCGCUAAUAGGUCGGUGGCGCACGAGCCCGAUGAGCGCGUGCGCUGCGGCCGCCAUGCGCGAAAAACACGCGGCGCCGCGCCGCCUCGCAUCCCCUCCGCCUUCCCCUCACGACCACCACAGCCCCCUUGGCUCACCACGCGCAGACGAGCCGCUCGAUCUCAGAGUAACGCACAAACGUCCACAACGGUUAGAAGAUGAGAACUGCAAUUUGAUCACACCAUCACCGCCGCCACAUCCCACGCAUCCUGCUCAUCCCGCUCAUCCAGCUCUACUACAAUUCUGUCGGCGACUACCAUUAGCUUUACCGGCAUCAUUUGGACGUUACCCGUUCCUCCCAGCGGCAGCAGCGACGUUACUCGCUCCAGGGACCCCGAGGGCCCCCCCUUUACCGCAAAACCCUGGAGCGCCUAGAGCACGGGACAGAUACACAUGUUCGUACUGUGGUAAAGCAUUUCCUCGCAGUGCAAACCUGACGCGACAUUUACGGACGCACACUGGUGAACAGCCCUACCGCUGUAAGUAUUGCGAGCGGUCGUUCUCCAUAUCCUCAAAUUUACAGAGACACGUAAGGAAUAUACAUAAUAAGGAGCGACCGUUUCGAUGUCGUCACUGCGACCGUUGUUUUGGACAGCAGACAAAUCUGGACAGACAUUUAAAGAAACACGAAGCAGAGAAUGGGGAUGAUAGCCGUCGAAGGUCCCCUGACGAGACCUACUUUGAAGAGAUCAGAUCGUUUAUGGGCAGAGUGGCCCCAGCCCGCCGCGCAGCUGCCGCCGCCGCCUCUGCAGCGGACCACACCUGAUAGUGGUCUGAAAGCAACAGUCGCCGUUACAAUAAUCUGGUCGAUACAUCCAAAUGACUUUCGUGUAUUUUAUUGAACUUUUGUUGACUAUAUAGAUUUUGUUAAAAAUCUACAUAUUUGCUUAAUUUUAGAACUCGCCAGAAACAAUAUUGACCACCUUGAUUGUAUAUUCCGAAUUUUAAAAGUGACCUGAUUAGUUACUCUUUAAUAGCUAUGUCACCUAAACGUGUUACAUAAAGAUUUUGCUGUACGUAUUCUUAAUACCGCUUGUUGUCAUCAAAACGGAACCAAAUGUGUGGUCAUUUGAUUUUAGUUAUUAAUAACCAAUUGUUUGACAUCUACAGGUUUUGUAAUAUAUUAUUUCAUGACAUAUCAUUUUAUCCUAUGUGCAAGUUGUUAAAUAAAUAAUUUAAUAUAUUUAUGAUUGAAUCCUACAAUUGAGCAUCACGCGUCGCAAUUAAAAAGAACAUAAAUAUAAUAUAUAAGUAUUGUAAGAGUAUGAAAAGUGAUAUAUUGUAAUAUAAGAGAACAAUGUUCCAAAAACUAUAAAUCAUGUGUAAACUUAUUCAAAAUAUGAAAACAAUCUGAUCCAUUAUAUUGCACCGUUUUCUGAUCAGUUAUUGGAAGGAAUUUGCUUAUCUGUUCUUGUAUAAGAUCGAAGACAGUUCAGUGGUUUUGUACUUUAUUAGGCCCACCGUACGCAUAACAGAUGCACUCAAAUGAGAUAUUGUAAUGUGUGUACCUACGAAAUUUUUUACCUUUUUUGCUGGGAUUAGUUUAUAUUUAAAAUAUCCAUUAUAGUUAUAUAAUAUCACGAAGCCGGUUAACCUAUAAUAUUUACUUAUCAUUUUGACUUGCUUAUAAUAACUAAAAUGUCUUAUAAAUAAUUUUGAAAUAAAAUAAAUAUAUUCAUUCAUUCAUAUAUUCAUUUUUCACAUUAGUAUAUCCAAAGGUCUUCUAGAGAUAAAAGAAACAAAAAUAUAAAUUAUUUUACAAUAAUUAUACAUAAUCCAAAUUCGUGAAAUAAUGUAACUAUAUUUAAUUAUUAGAUUGUAAUAUAAAUAAAGUGAUAAUGAAUCUCAUGUAUUUACUGUAAAUACGAGUAUGAAGCCUUCGUUCAAAGUAGAUUAGUAGUUUUUAGCGCGCAUACCGAAUUUUUAACUACCGAUAGUAAUAGAACGUACGAAUAUAUUCCUUGUCAUAAAAGACAUAGAUUUUAAUAUUAAGUGCUCCGAGAGUGUUCGAUAAAAUAGAAUAAGUUAUAGAUAAAUAAAUAGUUAUUAAUAUGUAUAUAAGUAGAUUUUUGUAUUCGUUUCUUUUUUGUACAUUUUGCUUUGAAUGUAAUAUAAAUUAGUAUUAUUAGUCUGAAAGGAAACGCCGGUUACCAAUAAAAUUAUAACUUGUUGCUUAUUGAAGAUAUUAUAAAUAUUUUUUUUUAUAAAUUGUUGUAGAGAUUGUCUAAAAUUUAUAUGUACUUACAUAUAUACCGUAUGUUGCGUAAAUUAUUUCGUUUCUAAUGUCACACGAGUUACAAAUCUGACAGUUUUGUGGCGUAAUAUGACAUCAUUGUUAAGUUUCAAAUUUUACGCUAAUUACAUAUUUUUAUCAUAUUUUGAGAUUCUAAAUUAGACAUUGUAUAUUAUUAAAUAAAUAGAGAUUAUGUAAUUUCAAUAUGAUGUAAUCAUGCUUUCCAAAUUACUAAAUUUAAGAUAACUAUACAACUGUGAUUUUAAUUUAUUACUGGAAAUUGGAAUUAUACAUCAUACUUUGCAUUUGAUGAUUUGUAAAGUCCAUCAAAGAAAGUACUAUCAAUGUCUCAACGUUCCUUUAAGUAUAGAUAGAUCUCUAUUAUUGUUACGAGUUUAAAGUUUACUUUAUUUCCUUAACUAUUUUUUAACAAUAUAUAUUAUCAAUAGCAAAGAAAAUAAACGAUAGGAUGAAAUGGCAUAUACAAUUGAUGACGUAGUUUUCUUAUUGUAUGUAAAUCUUACCGAGCAAUGUUUUAGAGCAAUUAUUAUUUAAUUUGUGAAAUGGGAAUCCAAUUAUAUUUAGGAGCACGUAGUGUUCUAUAGGGUCUUCCAAUGCUAAUAACAAUAUAAUUACAUAUUUAUAUGAAGAUAAUUCAACGCUCUGUUUCAUUAUAAAAGUUGUAAAAUGGCAUAUCUUUUGUAACCAGGUUUUAUCUAAGGUUCAAUUAUUUUAAUUUUACUGUAGACUCUAUUUUUUGUGGUAUCUCUUACUGAUAUUUUCUCUUCAUUAAACUACAAUAAGCAAAAAGGAAAAGCAAAAAUCAAGAUUCUUAAUUUGUUGAUAUGAUAAUUGGACUACAAGGAUUCUUGUUGAAUUCAGACUUUAGCCUUAAUUACAUGAUAUCACAUGUAGAUUACCAAGAAACCUACUUACUACAACCCUUCUUGUCGCCUAGUAUGAGUUUAUUACUGAAACAACAUUUACCUAUUGCUCUUAACUCAUUUUUAUAUUAUUAACUAUUGGUCACAAAAUUAUGAUUUAUAUAAUUACUGUAAUAUGUAUGUAUGCAGGUAUAAAUAAAGAAAACUCUGUUGUAUUCAUUAUAACAAAUUUAUUAUUAUUAAUGUUACCUAUUUGACUAAUAUGCCAUGACAACAAGUUUUAAGACAAACAAAAGAUGCUAUUUAACUUAUCGUAGAAUGGAUAAGUAAUAGUUAGAGAUUAUUACCUUUAUUGUUUUGUACUUUUGAUACCUUUUAAUCGAUCAAAGGUCACCGAUUU
This is a messenger RNA of Achroia grisella, 4010 nucleotides long. RefSeq names its product transcription factor hamlet-like. The transcript has 3 exons. Gene Ontology annotation, biological process: regulation of transcription by RNA polymerase II. Gene Ontology annotation, cellular component: nucleus. The coding region runs from base 486 to 1259 and encodes 257 amino acids. Gene Ontology annotation, molecular function: RNA polymerase II cis-regulatory region sequence-specific DNA binding; DNA-binding transcription activator activity, RNA polymerase II-specific. Lineage: Eukaryota; Metazoa; Arthropoda; Insecta; Lepidoptera; Pyralidae. The record is from RefSeq and is a predicted model, not a curated record.